UUAGCCUCUGGAAUCUUGUGCACUUGUUUUCUUGGUUCCCGGGAAAGAGGUGGCAGCAUGAAGGGAAAACAGAGAGAAAGCGCCGAUAAACCCAGAGAGGAAUUAAAGGGAAUCUGAAAAGAGCGGGAUGAAGAGAGAGAAAGUGACUGUGAGGAAGAUGAAUAAGCUGAACAUCAAGAUGCCUGCAGUUUGAUGCAGCAACACUGUGAGCAUGUGGCUGCUUGUACCUAGCAUUUCAUUCUCCAUUCUCCAGCGGACUGCUCUGAGGUCUGCGCUCACGUCGCUCUGUGCCACUUCAUUCAUCUCUCUGCAGUAAAGUGAGCGUACUUUCAUUUAUUCCACUCAAAGAGGACCUCUGUCUGUAUGACUUUAUGCUGGCUGACACACUGACCUCUGGAGUCUCUAUUGGACGGAGGAUCUGGAUCACCUCAAGCCUCGCGAAGAACAGAGGCGACCGAUGUGGGGCUCAGGAAGUGUAAACCGACCGGGGCCGGUCCCUGCCUUCCUCAGGAGCCCGCCUGUCAUCCCACCCCCACUGGACAUGAAGCCCUUCCUCCAGUUCCCCCUGGAGACGCCUCACCCGGCCAGCAUCGGCCUCUUCCACAACUUUAACACAAUGGACCCUGUCCAGAAGGCUGUGAUGACGCACACCUUUGGGCCACCUAUGGUGAAGACAAAGCGGCCAAUCAUUUCCUGCAACGUCUGUCAAAUACGCUUCAACUCAGAGAGCCAGGCAGAGGCCCACUAUAAGGGGAACCGUCAUGCUCGAAGGGUGAAAGGAAUCGAGACAUCUAAAACAGCUCGUGUCCAAGAUGGUGACAAGCAGCACCCUCCCCCUACUGCUUCGCCCUCCCCACCAGGCCCUUUGCCAUCCAGCCCUGAGCCCGAUCCUAAUAAGCAGGAUGUCCCCCAAUCCUGUCCCAACUCUAAUGAGUCACAUUUGACCCCUAGCUGCCUCCCAACACCCACACUGAGCUCAACAGACGCAGAGUUUCCCCUUUUGCCGUCUGUCAGCUCGCCUUUGCCAUCCUCUCCCUCCCCCACCGCGGCCCUCAGUAGCCCCCCUGCAGAUCCAACAGUGGCUGGUCUUCCUGACACCCCAUCCCCAGCACCCAGCCCAUCUUCAGGAGAGUCAGAGGAAGAGAAAGCCAAGAAGCUUCUUUACUGCUCCCUGUGCAAAGUAGCUGUUAAUUCCCUCUCACAACUGGAGGCACAUAACAAAGGUACCAAGCACAAAACCAUUCUGGAAGCUCGGAGUGGACUGGGACCCAUUAAAGCAUACCCACGCUUGGGUCCUAAACCCAGCCCAGAGCAGGGAGGGGAGCUGUCCUCUGACCCCAACACUCAGGAACGGACCUUCCACUGUGAGAUCUGCAACGUCAGAGUCAACUCUGAGCUACAGCUUAAACAGCAUAUAUCUAGCCGCAGGCAUCGUGAUGGAGUUGCAGGGAAACCCAACCCUCUUCUCAGUCGGCACAAGAAGCGCACAGACUUCAUGGAACUUCCAAAAACUCUGGGGGCUGGACUUUUACCAAAUCCUCUAGCCGUUGCUGCAGCAAUGGCGGCCGCAGCAUCCUCGAAUCAGCUGGCUCUACGUCCUCCUGGCCCGACCGCCCAUCAUCAUCCUCAUCACCACCUCCUCCAGGGAACGCCCCUCAGCCUGCUGAGGCCUGCCCCGGGGCCCAUCCGCACCACGCACGGGCCAAUCCUCUUCACUCCUUACUGACGGCGAGAGAAAGAGGACGAAUCAGGAAGAAGCACACUGUGAAGUGGAGGCCUGCAAACAUGUGCCAUCAAGAGCCAAAUCAGCUGCUGUGGCUCCAGCUGGUGUUUCAUUAUGAGAAAAACAGAGAAAAUAAAUAUGACUCUUCAUGGUGCACACUGUAGUUGCAGACCAAUGCUGUUAACAGAGAGAACCAGAGAUAACUGACGUCAAAGAGACUUUAUGGUCCAGUUUCCCUUCAUUGCUUAAUUAUCUGGCAAUCAUCAGACUGACUCUGCAGAUAGUUUAAAGAGGAACUUAUAAACAAGUUUCUAUCAAGCAUGGACGUCUUUGAGCAUCCUCCAAUCUGCAACCGGCUAAAUGUCUUCAUCUACCAUAUGAUCCACUGUGUCUGACUCAAAACCCUACCUCUCUUACGUUUUUAAUGUUCAUCUCUGCAAGGAUUCAGUACACGUCCAAAGCAUUAAUAUUAUCAAAAACAGUGUCUGCUGGGUUAGAUAUAGUUGCUGCCUCUGAUGUUAGCUGGUAUCAUACUGUAGCUGUCACAGUAUAGUGGAAUGUACCACUGUAAAGUUCUGUUUUUGUGGCCUAUAAAAAGGUACCAACAAUUUCCUGUAUUGUUCCUGCAGUUACUGGCAAACAUCUCUCUGUACUGUACGUCUGCAAUUUAACAGCUGGCCUAUGCGGUGUAUACGUAUUUCCCUCUGUGGGAUAGAAAUAGGAAGUCAAAGAGGAACAGUAAAAAAAAAAUAAAAAUUACAUGACGUCUUAAAACCGUGCUGAUGUGCACGCCACAUUCAUGGUUUGGCAAAGUUGUAGAUGUUAUGAGGAAGCCAUUGUUACUGGUGCAGUAUAUAGAUAUCAGUGUCUGUUCUAACAGUCUGUAAAAGGCUCUACGAUUGGAGAAAAUAAGAACAGAACAAGGGAGAAAACCAAUGCUAGGUCCGUUUCUUUAGUGAAGGUCACGAUGUAACCGCCUCCUGUUAAAAUUUUUUUUCCCUGCUGAUCCCCCAGAUUCUCCCUGACAACAACCAUGAGUGACACAGCCUCAUAAAGCACAUAAGUAAAAGUCUGUGGUGAGAAGUCUACAUUUAAAUGGCUUGAAUACAUUUAAAAGGACGAUCUGUCACUUUCUCAUCUCCACCUCACUGCGCAAAACAGAAAGGUUUCAGUGUCUUAAUGGAAUAGUUUCUAACACUGUGAGCACAGCAGAGGGCCGUGGUUGAUUUAUGACUUUGGUAGCAGGUAUUUGCAUUUUGUGCACAUUUGAUUACACAGACCACAUUUUCACCACAAUCCCAUACACGGAGUGUGGAAACCGUGGGAUGAAAGACACCAGCAUUAUGUUACAGAAGGAACAGAAAAGGACCACAUACACAGAUGAGUACUCGUAUGCAAAAAACAAACACAUUUUUUGAUAGCACUGUAGGCCUCUAGUGGAAUAAAACAAUGUUUAGUUUGUCUGCUCUACCUUGUGUACUCCAACCCUACAUGACCCUGAAUUAUCCCAGUGAAAACUGUCAUGAUGGCUUGUGACACAUUAGAGAAAAGCUUUAGGAAAUGGAAACUGUAGCAAUACUUCAAGCACUCCUGCUAACUCUUCUUGUUAACUGCAAUAAAAAGAAAUGUCUACAAAUGUAUUCAUUGUUAUUUAGGAGAAGUGUAUUGAAACAUUACUGUAACUGUAGAUUAUUAAAAGAUGAGAAAAGGUAUGUGUUGGGGCUUCCUGAUUGUUCAAUUAAA
Molecule: messenger RNA, 3466 nt
Organism: Toxotes jaculatrix (banded archerfish)
Lineage: Eukaryota; Metazoa; Chordata; Actinopteri; Toxotidae
Product: zinc finger protein 385A-like
Exons: 8
Coding region: 458-1726 (422 amino acids)
Cellular component (GO): nucleus
Molecular function (GO): nucleic acid binding; zinc ion binding
Source: RefSeq, a predicted model, not a curated record